Molecule: messenger RNA, 1092 nt
Organism: Symbiodinium natans
Lineage: Eukaryota; Dinophyceae; Suessiales; Symbiodiniaceae
Source: the annotation of a GenBank genome assembly
AUGGCAUCGCAGACAAGCUCCCGGAAACGACCUCUGGAGGACGAUGGCCUUCGUGAGAUGGUGGUCAGUCAGCUCGAGGCUGUGCUGUCUGAGUCGCGACCAAGCAACAAGUACAUCAUCGUCGCGCACCCAUCCAUGAACCAUAUCAAGGACGCGCUCAUUACCCUGUCGCCACAGUCGUACUCCGAGGUUAAAGUCGACUGGCGCGAGUUCGAGUCUGGCAUGCCCAACAUCUUCAUCGAGGAAGUUCACCGACUGCUGCCGGCCCAUGUCCUCCUCCUGCUGAACAUGCGACGCAAAGAGAUCUUGCUGGACCAGCUGUCGCUGCUCUAUGCCAUCCCCCGCUAUGGCUGCAGGUCGCUGACUGUGCUACUACCUUUCUUCCCAACUGGGACGAUGGAGCGAGUAGAUCGAGAAGGGGAGGUGGCCACGGCCUCCACACUUUCGCGGAUGAUCUCCGCUGUGCCCAUGACCCCCGGGGGCCCCGCUCGGUUCUUGAUCUUCGACAUCCACGCUUUGCAAAUCAGGUUCUACUUUCAAGACACCAUCCUUCCAGUUCUGCUGUCGGCGAUGCCCUUGUUGCUGAACCUGCUGAAGAUGCGAUUCGGUGCAGAGGCCGUUGCUGUGGCUUUCCCAGACGAGGGGGCCAAAAAGCGUUUCGGCGGAUUCUUUGAAAAGGCGGGUUAUCCUGUCCUCUUCUGCAGCAAAGUCCGCGAAGGAGAGAAGAGAGUCGUUCGAGUUGCAGAAGGUGACCCGGAAGGAAAGCACGUCUUCAUCGUGGAUGACCUCUGCAACACAGGUGGGACGGUGCUGGCUUGCAGGGAAGAGCUGGCCAAGCGUGGUGCGAAGAAGGUUUCAGUCUUCGUCACACACGGUGUGUUUCCUCUUGGGUCUUGGAAGAAGUUUGAAGGCGCUGGCUUCGAGAAGAUUUUCAUCACCGACAGUGUACCCGAGACCUGCGAAGUCUUCAAGGAGCACAAGGCUUCACGUGGGGACUCAUCCACGUUCGAGAUCAUCGGUCUGGCGCCAGCUCUGCACGAGUACUUGCAAGGCCAAGUGAACUAUGACGCGAGAGAGGCUUGGCGAAAGUGA